AUGACCUUGUAUAAGGGAAUGGAUGAACCGAAGAGUAUGCAAGUGUUCUUGAAGCUUUGCCUCGGUCUCGUAUUGCUUGUAGCACAGUAUGCACCUGGAAUUGCGGUUCCUAGUUCAGAUUGCCCAAGGCAGUGUGGUACUGUUGAGAUACCGUAUCCGUUCGGUAUCGGUGCGAACUGCUCACUCUCAGUAGGCUUCAACAUCAGUUGCAAGGUCCAAGAUGGCGUCUCCAGACCAUUUAAAGGUGACUUUGAGGUUCUGGACAUUUCCUUGACUCAUGGCACGCUGCGGGUGUUCAAUUACAUCACGGCCUACUGUUACAAUGCCUCCACAACGAGCAUGAAGUUUUUCGGCCGUUACGACGGCUAUGUAGGUCGACCUUCCUCCCUCUACCGGCUCUCUGACGUUCAGAACAAGUUCACCGUCAUCGGGUGCAACGCCCUCGCAUUUAUAUCCGACUACAAUGGCACUGGCUAUCAGGGCUUGGGCGUCGCAACGUGCCGCAACUUGUCAGACUUAGCAGACGGAUCCUGCUCUGGCAUGGGCUGCUCCCAAACUGCGAUCCCAAAGAGGAUGUACUACUACGACACAACCUUCUUGAAAGGGGUCAACACAAGUGAAAUAUGGGAGUUCAACCCUUGCAGCUAUGCGGUACUGAUGGAGGCAGCGACAUUCAGGUUCAAUACUACGUACAUAAAUACCAACAAGUUCAAUGACACAUACAAUGGGCGAGUGCCUAUGAUUCUUGAUUGGGCUGUGAGAGAUGUGAAGUCAUGUGAUGUUGCAAAACAGAAUAACACGGGCACUUACGCAUGCCUUAGUAGCAACAGCGACUGUGUGGAUUCCACCAAUGAUCAAGGGUACACGUGCAAUUGCACCAAUGGUUAUGAAGGCAACCCUUAUCUUCAAGACGGAUGCAAAGAUGUUAAUGAAUGCAGUCACGGCCCAUGCCCUUCAGAUGGCUAUUGUCACAAUAUCGUUGGAGAAUACCGGUGUUCUUGUCGACUUGGAAAAAAAUAUGUCAAAGAAAGCAAUACAUGCAACCCUAAUACCGGCUUAAUAAUAGAAGCUCAACUCAUACGUGCCACCGACAACUUCAAUAGUAGCAGAAUACUUGGAAAAGGAGGCCAUGGGACGGUCUAUAAAGGGAUAAUAAACAACAUGCCAGUGGCAAUUAAAAGAUGUGCAGUGGUUGAUGAAAGGCAAAAGAAGGAAUUCGGCCAAGAGAUGCUCAUUUUAUCUCAAAUCAAUCACAAGCAUGUUGUCAAGCUCUUGGGUUGUUGUCUUGAGGUGGAAGUUCCGAUUCUAGUAUAUGAAUUUGUCCUAAACGAUACACUGUUCGAGCUUAUCCAUGGCAAGAACCAUGCAUUGCAAAUAUCCUUUAGUACUCUCUUAAGGAUUGCUCAUGAAGCAGCUGAAGGACUUAGCUUCCUCCAUUCAUUUGCAUCUCCCCCAAUAAUUCAUGGUGAUGUGAAAACUUCCAACAUCUUGCUUGAUGAUAACUAUAUGGCCAAAGUGUCAGACUUUGGAGCCUCCAUACUAGCCCCAUCUGACAAAGAGCAGUUUAUCACAAUGGUUAAAGGUACUUGUGGUUACCUUGAUCCCGAAUACAUGCAAACAUGCCAGUUAACGGACAAAAGUGAUGUGUACAGCUUUGGAGUUAUCCUUUUAGAAAUUCUCACGGGUCAGUUGCCACUAAAGCUCGAGGGGUCUGAGAAGCAAAGAAGCUUAGCAUUGAUUUUCUUGUCUGCUAUGAAGGAGAAUAACCUAAAUGAUGUGCUGGUUAGCCACGUUAAAGUCCAAGAAAGCAAGGAGUUGCUGGCAGGACUUGCAGACCUAGCUAAGAAAUGCCUAGAUAUGUGUGGUGACAACAGACCAUCUAUGAAAGAGGUCGCUGAUGAGCUCAACAGAUUGAGGAAACUUUCACUGCAUCCUUGGGUACGGCUCGAUGUUGAGCCGGAAGCAGAAAACCUUCUUGGACGAGAAUCUACUAGAGGGUAUGACAUAGAAUUAAGUGGGUAUCCUGUGGGUGAAAGUGAGAACCAACCCAUAAAUCCAAGAAGUUCCUAUUAUGCAAGGUGA
Molecule: messenger RNA, 2082 nt
Organism: Triticum aestivum (bread wheat)
Lineage: Eukaryota; Viridiplantae; Streptophyta; Magnoliopsida; Poales; Poaceae
Product: wall-associated receptor kinase 5-like
Exons: 4
Coding region: 1-2082 (693 amino acids)
Biological process (GO): cell surface receptor signaling pathway; protein phosphorylation
Cellular component (GO): plasma membrane
Molecular function (GO): calcium ion binding; ATP binding; polysaccharide binding
Source: RefSeq, a predicted model, not a curated record